AUGAUAACUCGAGCGAGCGCAGGAGCUUGGACGACGACUUGGAGGCUGCUGCUGGCUCACGCGUUGCUGAGCGGCGUCGGGAUCGUCGUCGUCGUCGAGGCCGAGACCUUCACCAUCGGCUACGUGACCGGCUCGAAGAGACGACCCGGCGAUUUCGAGUACUCGCGGCCGGGCUUGCAGAUAUCCGGUGCCAUAACGUUGGCGGUCGACGAGGUGAACGGUGGCGAGCUGGCCAGACGCGGGCACCGGCUGGACUUUUACGUGGCCGAGACGUACGGCGAGGAGGAGCGCAGCAUACUCAUGAUAGCCGAGCUCUGGACCAGGAACGUGAGCGCCUACAUCGGGCCCCAGGAGACCUGCGUGCACGAGGGACGCAUGGCCGCCGCCUUCAAUCUGCCCAUGAUAUCUUACUACUGUACGAAUCGCGAGACGUCGAAUAAGAACGAGUUCCCGACGUUCGCCCGGACCCGACCGCCCGACACGCAGAUAUCCAAAUCCGUCGUCGCCGUAUUAAAGGCAUUCAACUGGACGAAGGUGUCAUUCGUAUUCAUGAACACGUCGAAUUUCGACGUGUACGAGGGUCCGACCGUGGCCCGCACGAUUCUGUCCUCGCUCGAGAACGCGGGCGUCGAGCUGAACAGCGUCAGCUGCUGGGACGAGUCGUAUCGCGUCGUCGAGCAGCACCUCAACAAUCCCUUCGACAAGAUCAUCGCCGAGACUCAUCGCGAGACGAGAAUAUACGUGAUUUUGGGCAACGUCGAGGAGCACAUCGGCUUAUUGAUGGCCUUGGACAAGAGGGACCUGUUGCAGAGCGGACAAUACUGGGUAGUGGGCGUCAACACGGAGACGUACAACGCGCGCGAGCCCGACGUCUACGUGCGCGGCCUGCUGAAAAAGUAUCCGGACUCGCGCUCGCUGCGCAUACUGCGCUCGUACUUCAGCGUCGUCGGCUCGGCGCCCAUCGGCUAUCUGAGCUUCGCCAAUCGGGUGGACGAGUAUCGACAGAGGCCGCCGUUCAACUUUAAGAAUCCGCUCAAGAGCUUCAAGGAGGAGGGACACGUUCAGGCCGUGCCGGAAACCGCCUAUCUCUACGACGCCGUGCACAUUUACGCGGAGAGUCUCGUGCGGGCGCUGGACGAGGGCCGCGAUCCACGAGACGGUAAGAAGAUCAUUUCCUCGCUUUAUGGGCUACACUAUCGCAGCGCCAUGGGCUAUAUGGUGUACAUGGACGAGAACGGCGACCCGGAGGGGAAUUACACGCUCAUAGGGCUCGACUAUCAGAGCAGCAAAGGUUACGGCCUCUAUCCGAUCGCCAACUUCGUCGGCAAGGAGAAUAAUACCAAUUUACCGCUACUGCGAGUGAUACGCAGCAUCCCUUGGGUGGACGGUAGACCGCCCGUGGCCGAGCCCUACUGCGGCUACCACGGCGAGAAAUGCUACUCUCACACCGGGGAAAUAAUCGGCGGCGUGGCCGGAGGUCUGCUGCUCGUCGCCGGCGCCGUCGCCCUCGUCGCCUAUCGGAACUGGAGAUACGAGCAGGAGCUGGAUUCUCUGCUCUGGAAGGUCAAUUACAAGGACAUCGAAAUCAAGGACGCGAAAGACGCGGAGUCCGCGACCAACGGUACAGCUAGUCCGAAUCAGCAGCAGCAGCAGCCGUACGUGCGCACGAGCCAGGCGUCGCUGAGCUCGAAUCCCGACGUCGAUUUUCGCUACUCGAUGAUCUACGCGCCCGUGGGCGUCUACAAGGGCCGACUGUUCGCCGUGAAAAAGGUGCGCAAAAAGUCAAUCGAGAUGACCCGCCAAAUGAAGAAGGAGCUCAAAAUCAUGCGAGAUCUGAGACACGACAAUUUGAACUCGUUCAUCGGGGCUUGUACGGAGCCGCCCAACAUCUGCAUCGUCGUCGAGUACUGCGCCCGAGGCAGUCUGAAAGACAUAUUGGAGAACGAGGACAUAAAGCUCGACAACAUGUUUAUGGCGUCGUUGGUGGGUGACAUAGUUCGGGGCAUGAUUUAUCUGCACGAGUCGGUGGUGAAAUUUCACGGAUCUCUCAGCACGUCCAACUGCCUCGUGGACUCGCGCUGGGUCGUCAAGCUGGCCGACUUCGGCCUGCACGAGUUCAAGCGCGACGCCGAGCUCGACGCCGCCGACAUCGCCAAAAAGUGUCGCGGACUGUUGUACCGAGCGCCGGAACUGCUGCGCUCGAGAAGCGCCGAGCCGAGCGCUCGGGAUUUCCAGCGAGGCGACGUCUACUCCUUCGCCAUUGUCCUGUACGAGCUGCAGCGUCGUCACGGCCCGUACGGCCUCACGAAGCUCUCGGCCGCGGAGAUCCUGAAGAAGGUCGCGAACGUGGAACCGAGUGGCGUCCCCUUCCGUCCACCCUUGGAUCAAUUGGAAAAUUCCUUCGAUUUCGUGAGGGACUGUCUCAUCGAGUGUUGGGACGAAAAUCCGGAGGCACGGCCGGAUUUCAAAGUGAUUAGAAACAAAUUGCGGCCACUGCGCAAAGGGAUGAAAGCCAAUAUUUUCGACAACAUGAUGGCCAUGAUGGAGAAGUACGCGAACAAUCUCGAGGCUCUGGUCGACGAGCGUACCGAUCAAUUGUCCGAGGAGAAGAAAAAAACCGAUGCGCUGCUGUACGAGAUGCUGCCGCGUUACGUGGCGGAGCAGCUCAAGCGCGGCCACAAGGUCGAGGCCGAGCACUUCGACUGCGUGACGAUUUACUUCAGCGACAUCGUCGGUUUCACGUCCAUGUCCGCCGAGAGCACACCUCUGCAGGUCGUCGAUUUUCUCAACGAUCUCUACACCUGCUUCGAUUCGACCAUUGAAAAUUACGACGUUUAUAAAGUCGAGACUAUCGGCGAUGCUUACAUGGUGGUAAGUGGCUUGCCGAUCCGCAACGGCAUCCAACACGCCGGCGAGAUAGCGAGCAUGUCGUUGCACCUGCUGCACGCGAUCGAGCGAUUCUCCAUACGGCACAGGCCUCUGGACAAGCUGCAGCUGAGAAUAGGACUGCACUCGGGACCGGUGUGCGCGGGCGUGGUGGGCCGCAAGAUGCCGCGCUACUGUCUGUUCGGCGACACGGUGAACACGGCCUCGCGCAUGGAGUCGACGGGCCAGGCGCUGCGCGUCCACUGCAGCCUCGAGACGAAGCUGCUGCUCGACCAGCUCGGGGGGUUUGGCCUGGCCGAGCGCGGCCUCGUCCACAUGAAGGGCAAGGGCGAGCGACUGACCUACUGGCUGCUAGGCGAGGAUCCGGCCAGACGCGAGCAGAGACACAGGGCGUUGGUGCCGCGAAGCUCGCUGAAGAGCAAGACCACGCAGUCGUUCGCGCGGUCCUUCACCGUCUCGCCGGUCGGAAAGCGGCUGAGAUUCGCCAGCUCGGAUCGUCUGGAUCGCUCGGCCAAAGGCUCGAGGAGCAGCGGCGAUUGCUGUGCCGCGAGCAGCGACAAGGACAACGACGGCAUCAACGCGGCCAUGAUCGCCAAUGAACUUGACGCUCCUGCUGCGAUUUCGAACGGCUCGUUCUGCAUGGAAAAGACGAGCUCUUGCCCCUGCGUCGAGCACAUUGGCGAAACCGUCGUCUCGCCGUGUCAUCGAGACACGUCGACGCGAUUCGUCCGCGUGCAGUUACUGGACACGAGCGAGGCCGCCGCCGUCAGCGAACCUCUGCUCCGAGAUCGAACCGUGCCGGACGUCGAGACGUCGCCCAGCAGCAGCUGCGCAGCCACUGCGAUGGGAAAGAGACCGUCCGAUGGUAGCUGUCGAUCGGCGCCCAGCAGUCCCAAACGCGGCUCGCGACUGUUCGAGCUCGUCGGGCCGAGCCCGAGGGACGUGCGGUCGAACGAGGAGCUCGACGCGAGGACGCCGCUCGUGCCAGCUGGACAAAAGCUCUUUUGA
This is a messenger RNA of Trichogramma pretiosum, 3894 nucleotides long. RefSeq names its product guanylate cyclase 32E-like. Gene Ontology annotation, molecular function: ATP binding; protein kinase activity; guanylate cyclase activity. Bases 1 to 3894 code for a protein of 1297 amino acids. NCBI's taxonomy places the organism in Eukaryota, Metazoa, Arthropoda, Insecta, Hymenoptera, Trichogrammatidae. The transcript is spliced from 23 exons. The record is from RefSeq and is a predicted model, not a curated record. Gene Ontology annotation, biological process: protein phosphorylation; cGMP biosynthetic process; receptor guanylyl cyclase signaling pathway.